AUGGAGAGACCAGACAGUACUUACAAGGAGAAAGUUCGGUCUUUGUGGGGUGUCAUCAAGAAAGAAGUACGGCUCUCUGACAUUGCUGACCACAUGGUGGAAAAUGGUGUUCUGUCCUUAGAAAAUCUGGAAGAGUUGAAGACCGCACAUAUCACAGAAAGAGAGCGAACUGAAAAGUUCCUCCUUAUUCUCAUCAAACAGAAUAACUCCAAACACUUCCAGACCUUCAUCAACGCUAUCAGAAACACUGGCCGCGAAGACCUGUCGUCUCAACUUCAGCCUAAAGGUAUACGUUUCAGUCUGACUGCUUGUGCCUAUGAUGGUGGUGCAGAGACAGGAUAUGAAGACUCAGAUACAGCCGUGAAAGAGAACGUAUCUAAAAUUGAACAAUUAAUGAUGAGGUUGGAAAUGAUGUACGAACGACAAGAAUCAAAGAUUGACCAGGUCCUUUCAGAGCAACAAACGGCACGAUAUAAAAUGGAUUCGGUCAUUUCAGAGCAGCAAAUGGCAAAAACUCAAAUGAAUCUGGUACUCACACAACAUCAUACCACUGGAGAGAGAAUAGAAGUUCUUAUGGAAAGAAAUGAAACAAUAUCAAGUCAGAUGGAAAAUAUUGCUGCAGACAUCGAUACAAGGUUUGAAACAUUUGAAACAUACCAAAAAGGUUACGAAGAUUACAAAACUCUACGACAGAAGCACGAAGAGCUACUUGAAGAAUGCAAUAGGAAGGAAGAAGAGUUAAAAAGACUCCAGAGUCAGCUAAACAACCAAUUGUCAGAUUUCGAUACUCCAUACAAAGAGAAAUAUGAGACUUUACAAACUCAAUUCAUUGCUUUGAAGAAAACUAAUGAGGCGAGAGUCAAUCGAUUAAAAAGCCUUAAUCAGGAAAUCGUAUCGUUUCGUAAACGAUUUGCUGAAACCUUCCCUGUUCCACAUCCACAGCAUCUCGGCGAGGUAAUGAGCCAUUUUGAAUCUAUUCACGAUAGUAUGAAGCAGGAAAUUGACUCCUUGACGCAUAAGAUGGAAAUUUUAGGAAAAGACAACGAGAAUUUGAUUAUGAGGAAUGAAAGGUUGCAGGAAGAGCUGAUUAAUGUCGAAAAAAUGCUCGGAGAAGAAAACCAAAAACUGAAAAAAGAAAAGCAGCAGUUGCAAGAAGAACUCUCCUGCAUAAAGAAAAAGAAAGAGAAAAAGAGCUCCAAAGGACGCAAUCAAGACAAAAAUGUUCCUACAAAAGCAAAAGACAACAAAUGCAACUGUCGAAAAAGACAGAUUACAGAAGAGACAGAAGAGAAAGAUUAG
This is a messenger RNA of Saccostrea echinata, 1299 nucleotides long. RefSeq names its product golgin subfamily A member 6-like protein 7. The transcript is spliced from 2 exons. Gene Ontology annotation, biological process: regulation of apoptotic process. The coding region runs from base 1 to 1299 and encodes 432 amino acids. The record is from RefSeq and is a predicted model, not a curated record. Lineage: Eukaryota; Metazoa; Mollusca; Bivalvia; Ostreida; Ostreidae.